AUGCCCGGUUUGCCAAAAUAGAGACCCAAGCCCUCCUCUUCUUCUUCUUCUUCUUUGUCUUCUUCAUCAGCAUUUUUCUUCCUUUUCUUCUCUGUUGAUUUCUUCCUUCUUUUUUUGUUUGUUUGUUACUUUCUUCUGAUUCGGAUUCGGGAAAACGAGAGAAAAAUGGCAUCGUCGAGAGCCAAAUCUCACGGUUAUGGAUUCCAGAGAUCGAUCUCUCCGGGAGGGAGGUUCGUCUCUUCCGCCACUCGCUCGCAGUCCUCUUCCUCCUUCUGCUCCACUUCCGCUGCCUUCUCUUCCCCGCCCGCCGGAUUCUUCACCAGAUCCGCCUCUCCGACCAGGGUUAACGUCGUUGCGUCCGCGCCGUCCGUCAGGUUUUCCCUCGAUAGAGCGAGAUCCCCGAGCCGAUCACUCUCCCGGUUGCCCGUCUCGUCUCAGCGCAGCGGAGUCGUGAAAAAGCAGAAUAACCUGUCGUCGCCGGCGCCCAGGAAGACGUGCAUGUGCUCGCCGACGAAUCACCCCGGGUCCUUCCGGUGUAGCCUCCACAAGAACACGGGCUCUCCGUCGAACCGGCUCGACGCCAGGAGGUCGUCCAUGACGAACUCGCUCGUCCGGAUCGGUACCGUGGAGGGCGAGUGGGUGAGGAGGGCUCUCAUCACCCUGAUCCGCCCGUCGUCGCACCAGCAGCGGCGGAGGGCCGCCUUCCGGCCUCGUCCCAGCCGCCUCUCGAACAUGUCCAAAGCCGGAGAGUGAGCGUCGAAGCAAGAAAACAUGGAAAAAAGAAAAAUCAAGGUGUGUGAGUCUGUAUAUGCAUAAUUUUGUCCUCUUAACCAGAACGUCUCUCGUUCAGCCUCUCCGGCGCCGGAGUUUUACAGAACCGGCCAGUCUUCGGCAGAUCUUCACCGUAAAACUCAUGAGAGCACUCAAAAAAACAAAUCAGCCUUUCUGCUAUCAGAUUUUGUACGGCUGAUAGAGCAAGACACUGUGGAUGCAAAAGGAGUGAGUGAAAUCUAGAGAGAUGAGGGACGCGCGCGUCCUUUGUACAUAAUCAAUAUGUUAAUAUACUUUGAACUCUGUUUCUGCUUUGAUUUCAGAACAGCCGAGGACUCAUUAAUCAACUUAUAAUCAAAAUAAACUAAGCAUAUUAAUUAACAUUGAACGGACCUGUCACCAUUGGCAACAGAGAACCGCAGCACAGAAAGCCAGAAAAAACUGCCAAAACCACAUAAAAGGCGGCUCAUUUCCGACCGGUGCGCCGGAAUCCGCCGUUCCGCUCACCGUUUCCGUUGCGUUUAACCCGUGAAGUCAUCGGAAAUGCUCCCCGUCCGUCGUCCCGUGCAAUCAUUCUUCUUCCUGAAGUAUUCGAGUUGCUUAUGCAGGGGGCUCUGUUUCUGGGGGCGCCCGCGGCUGGUGGAGCCAACUGCCAAGAGAAGAAAAAAAAAUAUCAAAGACGAAAAUAUUUUCUGAAUUGAUGGAGGUUGGUCCCGGAACAAUGACAAUUUAAUAAGAGAAUCGAAACGAUAAAGAUUGUAAAUGCUAAAAUAAACGCUGGCGUGAAAGGAUAGACACAAAAGAUAGAGCGGGACCUGAGAAGGCGUACUCUGUAAGAUUUAAAAAAUAGAAGUUGAAAUUUUAUUCCU
Nymphaea colorata (pocket water lily) is the source of this 1640-nucleotide messenger RNA. RefSeq lists its product as uncharacterized. Bases 166 to 753 code for a protein of 195 amino acids. The record is from RefSeq and is a predicted model, not a curated record. The transcript is spliced from 2 exons. Lineage: Eukaryota; Viridiplantae; Streptophyta; Magnoliopsida; Nymphaeales; Nymphaeaceae.